AUGCCCUGGGAAGGAGCAGCAAAACCUUCUGUCAAGCUCGCCUUCCUCUCCUAUGCUACAAAUACUCCCCAGCUGAGGGUCUCCCGGUGCCCACCGGCAGUCAGCCCUCGGCUGCACACACCUGCGUGUGGAGUGACCCACGGGAGCAGCCUUUUCCACACCAGGAAGCAAGUGCCACCCAGUCCUGCUCGCCUCUCCUCACAGCCACCCGUCCCCACUGGUGUGACAGCACAUGGCAUGGCCAGUGGCCGGGGCCUGAGGGCAGGGACAUGGGCAUCCUCCCCGUUUCGGAGUGCAUCCUGGAACACAUCGUUUGGGGGGCCAGGCACCGGGAGCGGGCCCCUCUCCGGCCCCUGGUACAGCACACACAAGACUCAGCUCUUGGGAGUUUUACUUGCUGCUGCUUCAAAUUUUCUGAUUAGUGUCUCUUUGAAUAUACAGAAAUGCGCUCAUCUCCGACUGGCUUGUGAAACAGAGCUGAAGCCCUACUACACAAGCAAGCUAUGGUGGUGUGGGAUUACCCUCCUGGGGCUUGGAGAGGUGGGCAAUGUCACAGCCUACGGAUUUGCCCCUGUUGCCCUUGUUGCUCCACUGGGAUGUGUAUCUGUCAUAGGUAGUGCAUUUAUUUCUGUCUUAUUCCUAAAGAAGACCAUGAGGGCUUCUGAUAUAUUGGGAGGAACACUGACAGUAACUGGGACAUACUUGUUGGUGACAUUCGCUCCAAGUGUACCCCAAGAGCUCACAGCAAGACGAGUACAGAAUUACUUAGUGAGCUGGCCUUUUUUGGUAUAUUUGAUCUUAGAAAUUAUAAUAUUCUGCAUUCUCCUCUAUUUUUACAAAAGAAAGGCUGUGAAACACAUCGUGGUUCUGUUAAUGAUGGUAGCACUACUGGCAUCGCUGACUGUCAUUGCUGUAAAGGCUGUGGCCAGCAUGAUAACACUCUCUGUGAAGGGGAAAAUGCAGCUAACUUAUCCUGUUUUCUAUAUCAUGAUUGUUUUAAUGGCAACUUCUUGUGCUUUCCAAGUCAAGUUCUUGAAUCAAGCAAUGCAUCUGUAUGAAGUGACAGCAGUUGUGCCCAUUAAUUUUGUGUUCUUCACCACCAGUGCCAUCAUUUCAGGGGUCAUAUUUUAUCGGGAAUUCCAAAGUGCAGCUUUGCUGAGCGUGUUCAUGUUUCUGUUCGGGUGUCUCCUAUCUUUCCUUGGUGUAUUUGUAAUUGCAAGAAAUAAAAGAGAGGAGCAUUUACAAAUUCCUUUUAUUGACUGUGGACAUAUUCCUGGACAAAAAUUGACAGGCAAAAUACAACCAGAUUCUCACAGUUCGUGCUAUGGCACUUUGAAUAAUGAAGACGACUCGGUGAAAAGCCAAAGCUGAAAAAAGAAAGCACCUUACAUGCCAAUUAACAGGAGGAACACCAGUGGAACAAGGAUCAGCAGCACCUUUUUGUUGGACUUAUUUAAGUAUACGUGGAACUCCUGUAUGUUGAUGAGUCAUAGUAUUGUUUAAUCCUACUUAAUAUAUCCCAUGGUUGUCCCAAAUGUGUUCUGAAGAUAAAGGAAGCCUUAAGAAAAACUAAAUAACCAUUAAUGAAAUGGAACAUUCUCCUAGUAUCAAUGCCUCUUGGGGAUAUUUUUAGAAUCUUAAUUGCCUUGAAAUGCAAAUAGGCACAGAACAGGACUAUAAAAAUUACCCUUUGAAACCCCUCAGAUCUGUGUAAAUGCUUAAAGAUGAAGGUGGGAAAUGAGGAGAAUUUUCAUAACUGACUUCAAAGUAUUCUGCUAUAUGUACAAUACCUUUAAAAAUCUGAUCCUUCCUGUUCAGAAGUCAAAACUGUGUGCGUAUAUACAGUAUACACAAAUAUGUACACACAAAGUAUUUUAUAUUAUGUGUAGAGGGAAAAGCUUGAUUAUCUUCUGUCAUCAGGUUAAUUCUCUUAUCUUCCAAGGAAAUAAUAAACACUUGUGUGAGGAGGGGGAAGGAAGAGAGCAUUGCCAUAAACAUAGGCACAUGCGCACAAGCACACAUUUGAGGUGCCCAGCCAAGGCAGAGCUAGAGAGCCACGCUUGACAUUUUACAACCUCCCAGCAGAGUCCUGUGCACUGGGCUAGACUGGGCUGGGCUAUACUAUCUGUUAAUAUAGGUUUAUAUAGGUUAUAUAGGUUUAUACUAUCUGUUAGUAUAGGUUAUAGGUUUAGCCUCUGUCUUCAGGAAAACAAGGUUUUAGUGAAGAAAGUGCAAAGUUCUCCAGAGGGAAUGGGAUAGCCAGGCUCCCUCCCUUGAUGUGCCUUGGAAAAAUACUCCCCCCCCAAAAAAGUAGGGCAACUCCUGCCUCCUUCCUAAACCGCUGGUAAUCCUGCAUGAGGAAAGGCUGUAAAAACCAGGAUCACAAAGAGUCAUAGUAACAGUACAACUUUUCCUUCAUUAAAUGGUAGUGUCUCUACAUUGAUUUCAAGAGCCAGCAGUGAUGGGAACCAUAGCAAUACAGGCUCUGUGUUCAGGUCUGGGAGGUCUCGUUGUCCCUCUGUCCCAGCCUCCUGGCAAGAAAGCUUCUUCUGGACAUUCAUUAUGGGUCCACUUAGCCCUGCCUGGUAGCACUGAUCUGCUUCAGCCAGCACAGUGGGGGUCAGACACCUCCUCUGCAGAAACAAGUGAAAGUGCUCUUGAAAAGUGUUCAUGUUUUGGACAAGAUACUUGUUCUAGGUUUGAAUUAACGUGCAGUAAUGGAUAGGGGCCACAGGCUAUUUGAAUUUUCUUUCAGUGGAAUAUGAAGAAAUGAGGUCUCUUUUUUUUCCCCCAAAUAAUUGUUUAUUUCAUUUUAAAAUUGAUACAGCUGAAGAUUCAUAAGACGGUUUCAUUUCAAAACCUACAAAGCACGCUCAGAGCUGCAGUUUUUCCGAUGCAGCAAUGUCACAGGAGCCAGGGUGUGGGGGGGCUUGUGAAGCUGUUUUCCAUCGUGGAUCUUUUCCAGCUGGCACAGGACAAGACUCUGUGUCUGCACCUUACUUGUACCAGCUGCUUGGCUGUGGCCUUCCUUUCCCCUCUUACAGCUUGAGUUCAAGUUUCUAAAGCUUAAAAUAAAAAAAAAGCACAUUCUUUUCGUAUGCCUUCUCCAGGGAAUAAGGGCAUGCCUCUAUCUUUCUUUUGCAAGUCAAAUUUGAGCCACUUUCUAAGUCUCAAGUGAGAGUGUGUGCUAAAGAUGGAAACAGGAGGCCUACAGGUUUUCAUUCUGUGACCUGGGAAACAAAUGGGUGAAAGGAUUUGGUUUUAUUUCUUUUUUAAAUGAUUGGCCUUGGGCAUCUUUCCGAAAUAUGUUUCCAUGACACAGGAGGGCUGGAGGAGGUAAUAAGGGUUACCAGGUAUAGGAUUUUCUCUUUAAAGCAAGAAAUCAAAUGUAAAGAUUUGUGGGAAAAGUUAUUAUUUAUUUUAAACUACUGUAUUUAUUCUUGAACAACACUUUUUUUCUUCCUAUGGGUUUAUACAAAAAUUAUAAGGGUUAAAAUGUUUUCUUUAAACUUGAAUGUAAGUGAAAUUAAUUUAUGGAGCAAAACAUUGGUAGGAAUUAUCUGUAAUUAAAAGUUGUGAUUUGACAUGAUUUUUGAGAUGUGAGCAUGUUCCAACUAAUUAACGUAUUACAAGAUUGGAAAAACUCAGUGAUGAGAAUUCAUUACUGCUCUGCCAAGAAAGGGACAUGAUUUGUUUCAAGAAUCAGUU
Harpia harpyja (harpy eagle) is the source of this 3708-nucleotide messenger RNA. It is a transcript of the gene NIPAL2, whose product is annotated as NIPA like domain containing 2. The record is from RefSeq and is a predicted model, not a curated record. Lineage: Eukaryota; Metazoa; Chordata; Aves; Accipitriformes; Accipitridae. Gene Ontology annotation, biological process: magnesium ion transport. Gene Ontology annotation, cellular component: membrane. Gene Ontology annotation, molecular function: magnesium ion transmembrane transporter activity.